GAAUCACUGAGGCUCUGAAUCUUUCCACACUUUUAUCAACUUAGAAGAACAUUUACUGUGGAGAUAAAAUAUGAAAAAAACAAAUCCCAGAAAUCAUUGGGCAGGGUUAUGACUGGAUGUUUUUGUUUUCUUGGUUUGCUAUCCAUUCCUUUGCGAGGCACAGACGGACAAGCAGCUGAUGCAGGAGGCAAUUUUCCUCUCUGCACACUCAUGCUAGGACCCGAAGGCAUCUUGAAAUAGAAAUUCAAAGAAGGAGGAGGACAGAAAGGAGAGAGAGAGGGGGGGACUUGAGACAGAACACUGCUAUGCCAGGCUCAAUACCUAGCAUGGCUGUACAGAAGAAGCAGAAUGUCCUCCCUCCAUCGCAGGGACCACUUUCUACAUGUACCUUCGAGAGCCGAAGGGUUGGAAACAGAUCUGAAGGAACAGGAGAGAAUGGCUCUCAUGUCAAACCAAGCCUACAAACAAAGAAAACAACCUGCUCUGCCAACAAGUCCAUACAAAUCUGCAACAACGUUAAACCCCGGGUCUCUGCAGCUGGUAAUGGACCAAAUGUUGAUGAAAGGCUCAAAGCAGCACGAGAAAGAAGAGAGGAGCAGCAGAGGUUGCUUGUGUCUCGGGAGCUGAGCCGACUGGAGCGGGAACAGCAAGCCAGGCGUUACUAUGAACAACAACUGCAGGAGCGAAGGAGAAAACUCCUGGAGCAAAGGCUCAAAGAGGAGAGGAGGCGUGCAGCUGUGGAGGAGAAACGCAAGCGGAGGCUGAGAGAGGAAAAAGAGCGACAUGAAACUGCUGUGCGAAGGACAAUAGAGAGGAGCCAAAAGUUCCAACAGCACCUCAGUCAAAGCUCAAGAGGCAGGAAGCCCACUAAGAAUGCUCCACGUCACUUGCCUCUGACACCAUGGGAGAGAAAUCUGGUCAGUCGCCUCCUUACUCCUACAUGCUCUUAUCUGGCUAGAAGCAAGAGUGCUGCUUGUGGGUCAGGAGAAGAAGUUGUCCAUGUUUGUCGCCGUGCAGCUUCAUGCCACCCAAAUAAUGCCAUCCCAUCCCCCACCAUCAUCACACCCAAACUCCGACAUCAGUCAGUUUCAGUCCACCGUGGGAUGCCUGCUCCACCUUGUUCCAAUAACAGCCAGCAAAGAAACAUCAGCCCUGCACAGAUGAAAACAGUAAGACAACAAGAAACCAUGAAGAAGAUCCCUAACAGUGGCUCUGCCAAAAGAUCACGUGUUGCUGUUAAUAAUAGUGUGAAGCUAGCCACCUCCACUCAGAGCAGAACAGCCUCAUCGUCAACAGAACGGAGCCCCAGAAUCUCAAUCAGCAGACAGUUAUUCCCAUUGCAUAUUGAGCUCCCAGCUGUUCCUGAGGAAGAUGCUGCUGUUUGUGUCCUUUCCUUCUCUGAUGGUAACACACGGCCUGCCAGCACACCAGAUAAAGGUCAACAAGAGACACUGAGACAAGAAAAUCUCCCAGAGAUGCCAUGUUUAAAGCUCACUGACUCACAGAAAGACGGCUCAACCAGAACAGCAACAGAUGCUCCUCUGCCUCCCGAGGUCAUGUUCCGUCCUUCAGCUGGUACUACUGACCCAAAAGAGGCCUCACGACUUCUAGCUGAAAAGAGGAGAGAGGCCCGAAUACAACGGGAGAAAGAGGAGCAGGAGCGUUUGCUGCGAGAGGAAGCUGAAAGGAGGAAUCGUGAGGAACAGGAGCACAGGAGAGCAGAGGAGCAGGCUCGACCGGAGGCUGAGGCCAAGCGUCUCUUAGAGGAGAAGAGAAGAAGGGAGGAGGAGGAUCAGAGAAAAGCUGAAGAAGAGAGAGUUCAGGCUAGGAGGGAGGCUGCCCUUCUGCAGAAGCAGAGAGAGGAGGAAUCAGCUAAAGAAAGAGCACGAGCUGAACAAAUAAAACAAGAGCGAGAGAUAGCUGCACAGAAAGAGGAAGCAGAGCGACAAGCAAGGAAAAAGAGACUUGAGGAGAUCAUGCGGCGAACCAGAAGAACAGAUUCCCCAGAUAUGAAAUCUGUAUCGGCAAGGACACUACCAAAGGAAAACACAGAGCCUCCGCAAAAUGGAACCAUAGAGGACGCCGCAAAGAUGCCAGUGGGGACUAAAACCGCGCAGCUUGGGUUAGGCAACGAGGACGACAUGGUACCUGUAGUGGCUUUCAAGGAACGCAGAUCCCUCAGAGCGCUUUCUGGCAUGGAGGAAAUCCAGACCAAACAGAGAGCAGAAGUCAUCUGAGCUCCUCCUGAGGCGUCUGCUAUCCGGGGAAGUCAUCAAAGAGCUGCGAUUUGCCUGCAAAGCUACAAAAUCACUACAGCACAGCCAUUCUGCUACCUUUCAGCGCCUUGAAAGAGCAUGUAACAUUACAGCUUUCCCUCUCAGUGAGGAUGUCUGCAGUAGCCAGCAGCUCACAUACAGGUCCUUCUCAAAAUAUUAGCAUAUUGUGAUAAAGUUCAUUAUUUUUCAUAAUGUCAUGAUGAAAAUUUAACAUUCAUAUAUUUUAGAUUCAU
Girardinichthys multiradiatus is the source of this 2509-nucleotide messenger RNA. It is a transcript of the gene map7a, whose product is annotated as microtubule-associated protein 7a. Gene Ontology annotation, biological process: microtubule cytoskeleton organization. Gene Ontology annotation, cellular component: microtubule cytoskeleton. The transcript has 15 exons. Bases 306 to 2237 code for a protein of 643 amino acids. The record is from RefSeq and is a predicted model, not a curated record. NCBI's taxonomy places the organism in Eukaryota, Metazoa, Chordata, Actinopteri, Cyprinodontiformes, Goodeidae.